Chlorocebus sabaeus (green monkey) is the source of this 1842-nucleotide messenger RNA. RefSeq names its product progestagen associated endometrial protein (gene PAEP). NCBI's taxonomy places the organism in Eukaryota, Metazoa, Chordata, Mammalia, Primates, Cercopithecidae. Gene Ontology annotation, molecular function: small molecule binding. The record is from RefSeq and is a predicted model, not a curated record.
CCCCGUUUUAUGGCUGAGUCUCCCAUAAGGUGGAUGUACUCGUCUGUCUAGCUGUUCAUUCACGGAUGGUGGUUUCCAGUUAUUAGCUAUUACAGGCAAAGCUGCUGUGGACAAUUGUAUGCAGGGUUUUCUGUGUCCAUUUAUCCCAUUUGUCUGGGAUAAAUGCCCAGGAGUAAAACUGCCAGGCUGUAUAGUAAGCAUAUGCUUAGUAUUUUGUUGUCAUCGUUGUUUGACACUGCCGAGGAUGAGUCACAGGUUCGAGAAAUCGCAUGACAAGGCUGUGGGCAGGGCUUUUGUCUGCCCUCCUCCUACAUAAGGCCCCCGGAGCCCACACUGCCUCAGCAUCCCUCUUGCUCGAGAGCUCAGAGCCACCCAAAGCUGCAGCCAUGCCAUGCCUCCUGCUCACCCUGGGCGUGGCCCUGGUCUGUAGUGUCCAGGCCACGGACAUGCCCCAGACCAAGCAGAACCUGGAGUUCCCGAAGUUGGCAGGGACCUGGCACUCCAUGGCCAUGGCCACCAACAACAUCUCCCUCAUGGUGACGGUGAAGUCUGCUCUGAGGGUCCACGUCACCUCGCUGUGGCCCACCCCCGAGGACCACCUGGAGACCAUUCUGCACAGAUGGGAGAACAACAGCUGUGUUGAGAAGAAGGUCCUUGGAGAGAAGACUGAGAAUCCGAAGAAGUUCAAGAUCAACUAUAUGGGAGCGAAUGAGGCUAUGCUGCUUGAUACUGACUACGACAAUUUCCUGUUUCUCUGCCUAAAGGAUACCACCACCCGCAUCCAGAGCUUGAUAUGCCAGUACCUGGCCAGAGUCCUGGUGGAGGACGACGAGAUCAUGCAAGGAUUCAUCAGAGCUUUCAGGCCCCUGCACAAGCGUCUGUGGUACUUGCUGGACUUGAGAAAGACGGAAGAGCCGUGCCAUUUCUAGAUGGAGUCUCGCUCUGUCACCAGGCUGGAGCGCAGUGGCACAAUCUCAGCUCACUGCAACCUCUACCUCCUGGGUUCAAGCGAUUCUCCUGCCUCAACCCCCAGGUUGCUGGGACCACAGGCGUGUACCACCAUGCCCAGCUAAUUUUUGUAUUUUUAAUAGAGAAAGAGUUUCACCAUGUUGGCCAGGAUGAUCUCAAUCUCUUGACCUCGUGAUCCACCCCUCUCAGCCUCCCAAAGUGCUGGGAUUUCAGUGCAGCAUUCUUAAGGGGGUGUCCUCAAGCCCACCCACGUCCUUCCAGGGCUCCCCCACAGUACCCUGCUCUUCCUCCCUCUACUUAAGUAACCCAACAGCUCGUCUCCGCCUCCAGGAAGACCAGACCCCCACCCUUCCACACCUCCAGAGCAGUGGGAAUUCCUCCUGCCCUUUCAAAGAAUGUCCACACCUCAGAAGACAAUGGCGUGGUCAUCCGUGUCCCCAUCCCCUUCCUGCUGCACACCUGCACCGCGGGCGUGGGGGGGCUGCUCCCUGGGGGCAGUCUCUGGCAGAGAUUAUUAAUAAAUCCAUGCCGCAUGUUCUGUCUGGACGCGCAGUCACCGCUGGGUGUGGGAUUCAGGGACGAGGGUCCAGGGUGGGGGGUGGGCCCAGGAGCCAGACCUGCUACAAACCCGGGGGCAGCUUCUGGUGGAGAAAAGACCUCAACUUUCUUAUCUACAAAAUAAAAGGGUCCACUUUCACAAAAUUUAUGAAAUGUCUAGAAAAAUAAAACCAGGACACUUCUAUCAGAAUCGAUGAGCCCAGAGGAAAACUCAUAGUCUUUAAUAGUGAAAUGGGUUAGCAAGACAAAAUUAAAAUCAAUAAAUCUGUAAUGAGCUCUUGUUAGAAAAAAAAAAAAGCGUUAGAAUCAGGAAAA